Messenger RNA from Gigantopelta aegis, 2731 nucleotides. RefSeq lists its product as uncharacterized. The record is from RefSeq and is a predicted model, not a curated record. Gene Ontology annotation, molecular function: protein binding. NCBI's taxonomy places the organism in Eukaryota, Metazoa, Mollusca, Gastropoda, Neomphalida, Peltospiridae. The coding region runs from base 645 to 2183 and encodes 512 amino acids. The transcript is spliced from 2 exons.
UGUGCACUACUUGUUUAUGCGCAAUUAUAUUUCCUUCUGUAUGUUAUUUUUAGGUGUUCUGCAAGAUAAAGAAAACAGCGCAGUAAUACUGGCAGGAAUGAAAAUCUAAAGAUGACGGAGAAAGACGGCGAUGCACCAGGCUUGUCUCUACAGAUAAAGUUAGCAGAUAUAAAAAGUACAUUUCUGUUCACCAAUUGGUAUGGAGUUGCAAAAUGUCACAUGGACGAUAUGGGAUGGGUAACAAUUUGUGGCGCUCAGAGAUCCGGUAAAACUACGCAUGCGCUGAUGCUGGCCGACCAGUACUACCAAGUUGGAUACGAGGUGCUAGCAGAAGAAAACGCAGACAGCUGUGGCCUCUUACAACCAGAGGAGUGGAGCAAACCGACUUGCCUUGUGCUAGACAAUAUUCUGCAGUGCGACAAUGUGACAGCAGAGUGUCUGCAGAGAUAUUUCGAGAUUCUUCGCAAACUAGAGAGUCGUGUAUUCAACGCAGGUGCUUUUACCUCGGAUUUCAAAUUAGUGUUGACAUUUACGAAUUCAAUGCCCAUGGUAAACAGUUGAGCGAGUUUGACAAUACGUUUUUCAAGAUACCAUCGAUUGUAAAUUUGUCUGAAAUUCAUCUUACCGAAAACGAAGGAAAGGAAAUGCUGUUUAAGCAUUUGACUCAUGCUGGAAUAAUGUAUCCAGACCUCCUGCCACUUUACAUAUUACAGGAAUUCCGUCGUGCCCCGUGGUAUCCAUACGUAUGUCGUCGAUUUGCUAAACAUUAUCAUGAGAAUGAACGUUUUCGAGAACUAUACGUUGCAGCCAUGAGGCUAAAGAAAGAUAUUCAUGCUCUUGUUGCAGACAUCCGAAGACUGUUUUCUAUCGAUAACUACGAAACUGAUAUGAAAAAAGUGGCUCUGAUAUUCGUCAUCCUGAAGGAUGGUCACAUUGCUCUACGUGUGGACGAGAGCCAGAAGGAAGAAUUUAUAACUGGACAUGACAUGUUGGAGUCUAAUUCUACUGAUGGCGAGGAAACGGCUCCUGAACUGAUAUCUCGUGUGCCCAGAUGUCCCGUGCCUAAACCUUUAGUGGAUGUUAGCCUGUAUGAAAAGAUUAGAUUAGACAAUGGGGUUGAACAACACACCUACGAUCCCACAUGUGACUGUAAUUUACAAAGCACUAUUUUAGGACUUUCUGUGAAUACAUAUGCACAUGUUCUGCAUACAGACACCGAUUGGUUCAAUAACAUGAUUGACAAAGACCGCAUUAAAUUCGCACAUGAAGAUUUAGAUGCAGUCCUGGAGGAGGCUGCAUCGAUUGUAGGUUUAGAGUCAUUUAAAGAUUCCCCGAAAACAGAAGUGUUAAAGGCAUUCUUAGUAUUAGACAGAACUCUAGUUUCUAUAACAAACAAACACGUGCUAUUCAACCACAAUGUUUAUGACGCCGUUGCUUACGUCAUGAGUGAACCUGACCCGAAAUUUGCUAUUGAUCACUGUUCGUUGAGGUUUAUCAGCGACAGGCUGGCGAUAGAUCAGCGUACUGCCCCGUUGUACACACACAUGUAUAACAUUGUUCUCGAGGACGAUUCUAGGUCCACUUUGAUCGACAGACUUAUUCGGGAGAUAAAACAGGGUCAUCUUGCUUCUCCAAUGUCCCACCCAUGUUUGCUGAACAACGACAUGUCUCAUGCUUUUCAGUACAAAUUGUUCGACAUUUGUGAUGAAAUAGUUCACUGUUAUGACAAAGGUACAGGCUAUUACUUCUUAUUCUGGGCGGCCCUAAGGCAACAUGGGUUGUGUGUAAAACUACUGCAGUCAGCAUGGUUCGGUGAAACUGAACUUCUACAGGGCUGUCUAGCCUGCUGUCUUAACGGUGAUACACAGAUGUUGAAUUUGUUGCUGGAACGAAUCCCUGACGCAGAAACAUCUCUGGAAGUCCCAGUCGGUGAUUUUGCGAUAGUUCAUGAUGCAGACGAAGUACUCAGUAGCCUGUCUCCAAGUGACGUGAAUAAGGUAUUGUUCCCUAUGGAGAAUGUCAAUUACCAUGGAUAUCCAGGACGUCGCAUGAUCCACAUCGCCAGUGCAUGUGGCCAUGUCGAUGUCGUCAGAUGCCUCAUACAGAAAGGAUGCAACGUAGAUGCAGUCUGUCUGGAGACGGAGACGACGCCACUUAUGUUCGCCAGCAACAGAGGCACUUAAAGGUUGUAGAGCUGUUGGUAGAGAACGGGGCAGACAUACUACGAGUGAACAAAGAAAAUGAUUAUGGUCUCCACCUGGCAUGCAGAGACAACCACGAGGAUAUCGUGCGCUUCUUCCUAAACAGCGGGAUGGACGUAGACUGCAGAGGGGAACAUGGAAGAACGCCUAUCAUGUUUGCGUGUCGUUUCGGGUAUGAACGUCUUGUAAGUUACCUGCUCAGCAAAAACCCAGAUGUAUAUGCUAAACCAAGAAAGGAUCUUUACGAGGACUUUAACCACAACUGUCUGCAUCUGGUCUGCAAAAAUGGCAGAGUUACAAUCGUAUAGGCCUUGUUUGACUAUGGCAUGGACAUCGAUGUGAUUUCCCACGACCAAGGCAGGACUCCGGUAAUGUUCGCAUGUCGUCAUGCUGUCUCAACAAGUUGGCUCUUCCUUGUUUUUCGCCAACAUAAAAAAAACCCAAACAUAAUAAUAACAAAAUAAAAUAAUUAAUUAACUAAUUAAUAAUAAUGAUGAUAAUAAUAAUAAUUUAAAAAAUAAUAAUAAAAU